Molecule: messenger RNA, 3208 nt
Organism: Rubroshorea leprosula
Lineage: Eukaryota; Viridiplantae; Streptophyta; Magnoliopsida; Malvales; Dipterocarpaceae
Source: the annotation of a GenBank genome assembly
AAGUAUGUAUGGUCUUCAUGUUCCCUCUUUAUGUUUAUUUUCUGGUUUUUCCUCUGUUUCUGCUCUCUGCUUGAUUUUCACCUUCUGUUUCUUGCUUCUGAACUCCAACAAAGUGCUAUGUCUUCUUCUUUAGGUCAGCAUGGUGGUUCCCUGUCAAACCCUCCGUUGUUUACAGGGAAGAAUUAUGAUGUUUGGGCCAUCAAAAUGAAGGCAUUUCUUAAGGGAAAUGAUGUGUGGGAUUCUGUGGAAAAUGGUUUUAAUCCACCUCGGUUGCCUCAGAACCCAUCAGUAGCUCAAAUAAAGCAACAUGCAGAGUAUGUAGCUGGUUCAUACAAGGCUCUUUCAUUCAUCCAUAGUGCUGUUGCAGAUGAGAUAUUUCCCAGAAUAAUGAGGGCAGAAACGGCACAAGCAGCAUGGGAAAUACUCCAGAAGGAAUUUGAGGGUGAUGAAAGGAUUAAAGGCCAGAAGAUUGUGAAUCUGAAGAAGGAGUUUGCAAUGAUGAGAAUGAAGGAGACUGACACCAUUCAUCAGUACUCCAACAGGCUUAUGGAUGUUGUGAACCAAAUAAGAUUGCAUGGUGAAGAUUUUCCAGACCAAAGAGUUGUGGAAAAAAUGAUAGUGAGCCUUCCUGAGAAGUUUGAGCCAAAAAUAUCAGCUAUAGAAGAGUCGUGUGAUUUGAAGACUCUUACUGUUUAUGAAUUGAUCGGCAAGUUGCAGGUUCAUGAACAAAGGACUGCUUUUAGAAUGGAAGACAUGGCUGCUUGUGAAAGUGCUUUCCAAGCUUUGCCGAAGUGGAAGCCAUUAACACCAUCCUCUGAAAAGAAGCAGCAAUAUGGAAGAGCAGAUAAAGGAAAAAUGGUGGCUACACAGUAUCAGCCAUCUAAGAAAGAUAAGUUUCCUCCAUGUUCGAUCUGCAAAAGAACUAAUCAUGAUGGCAAGGAUUGUUGGUACAAAGGGAAGCCACAAGUGCAAUGUAGAUUUUGUAGAAAAUAUGGUCACAUUGAGAAAUUUUGCAAAUUUAAGGAAAAUCAGUAUAGACCAAAGCAGCAGCAAGCACAAGUAGCAAGCACAACUGAAGAUCACUUGUUUAUGGCUUCACUAGCUUCCGGUUCAGUUGACAAGUGCUUAUGGUUUGUGGACAGCGGCUGUACUUGUCAUAUGGCAAAUAAUGAAGCAAUUUUUUCUGAAUUGGACAAGUCAGUGAGAAUCAAAGUGAAGCUUGGAAAUGGCUCAAUAGUGCAAUCAGAAGGCAACGGUAUUGUGGCUGUUCAGACCAAGAAAGGUACAAAAUAUAUUCAUGAUGUUCUCUUUAUACCUUCCUUGAGUCAAAAUCUGUUAAGUGUUGCACAGAUGCUUAGGAAAGGUUAUUCAGUUUCAUUUGCCAACAAUGCAUGUUAUAUCUAUGAUUCUUGUGGUGUCAAACUUGCUAGAAUCAAGAUGGUAGAGAAUAGCUUUCCUAUUACGUGGAAUUCUCCUUGCUUGCAUGCUGUUUAUGUAUCAAAAUCUGAUGAAACUUCUUUAUGGCACAAGAGAUAUGGUCACUUCAAUUUGAAGUCUCUUAAGUUCCUUCAAACCAAUGAACUUGUUAGAGACUUACCAGAAAUUCAUGUGAAUGAUGAUGCUGUGCAAGGAAAAACACCUAUUGAGGCCUGGUUUGGUGUUAAGCCUUCUGCACAUCAUUUGAAAAUUUUUGGCUCUAUUUGCUAUACUCAUGUGCCUGAUGCAAAGAGAACCAAGCUUGAUGUUAAAGUUGAAAUUGGUAUUCUGGUGGGUUACUCUACAAAAUCAAAAGGCUACAGGGUAUACAACUUGCAAUCUGGAAAAAUUUCAGUUCACAGAGAUGUACAAGUUGAUGAAGAUUCUCAUUGGGAUUGGGACAAGAGAGUUGUUGUGAAAAGUGGUGAUAUAGCCUCUGUCAAGGAUGAUGUAGAAGCUUCCAAAGAGGAAAUUUCAGCUUCUAAUGUAGCUGAUGUUGAUGCUCACCAUGAUUCCCCUGUUAUGAAAACCAAAUCCUUUUCUGAAAUUUAUGAAAGAUGCAACCUGGCUGUUUUAGAACCCAACACGUAUGCAGAAGCUUCCAAGCAUGACAUAUGGAGGCAUGCAAUGCAGGAGGAGAUGCAGAUGAUUACAAAAAAUGAAACUUGGGAAUUAACUUCCCUACCACCGGAAAAGAAUGCAAUUGGAGUCAAAUGGGUGUUUAGAACCAAGAUGAAUCCUGAUGGCUCCAUUCACAAGCACAAAGCCAGAUUGGUAGUGAAAGGAUAUGCUCAGCAAGCUGGAAUUGAUUAUGGUGACACUUUUUCACCAGUUGCUCAGCAUGAUACAGUCAGAAUGUUGAUUGCUUUAUCUGCUAAUUUUGGCUGUACAAUUUACCAUGUGGAUGUCAAAUCAGCUUUCUUGAAUGGCCAUUUGCAGGAAGACAUUUAUGUGCAACAACCUGAGGGCUUUAUUAUUUCUGGUCAUGAAGACAAGGUUUACAAGCUUAAAAAAGCUUUGUACGGGCUCAAGCAGGCACCUAGAUCCUGGUACAACAGGAUUGAUUCAUUUCUCCUUCAACAAGGUUUUCAAAGGAGUGAAAAUGAGCCAACCUUGUAUGUUAAAUGCAACUCAGGUCAGUCUUCCAAAGAUACAACUUUUCCAGUUGAAAAUUCUGGUUCAAAUCCUUUUGUUUGUGAUGCUGAAUUGCUAGUUUCUUUGUAUGUUGAUGAUCUGUUGAUUACGGGUAGCAAUUCACAAUUAUUGCUCAGUUUUAAAGCUAAUUUGAUGAAAGAAUUUGAAAUGUCUUAUCUAGGGGAGAUGAGUUAUUUUUUAGGCAUGGAAAUUCAUCAAUGUGAAUCUGGUAUAUUUGUUUCUCAACAUAAAUAUGCUCUUGAUGUCUUGAAGAAAUUCAGUAUGGAUCAAUGCAAGUCUGUGCCUACUCCCUUAGUUCAAAAUUCAAAAUUAAUUGCUGAAGAUGGUUAUGAGAAGACAGAUGCUUCUAUUUACAGAAGUUUGGUUGGGAGUCUCUUGUAUCUUACUGCAACCAGACCAGAUCUCAUGUAUGCAGCAAGCUUAUUAUCUAGGUUCAUGCAUUCUCCUAGUCAAGCUCGUUUUGGUGUUGCAAAAAGGGUGCUGAGAUAUCUCAAUGGCACUUCAGAUUAUGGUUUAUGCUUUUUCUUGGAUGUCUAGAAAGCAAGAAGUCGUUGCUCAAUCAACUGCAGAAGCUGAG